Sitodiplosis mosellana (orange wheat blossom midge) is the source of this 8630-nucleotide messenger RNA. RefSeq names its product unconventional myosin-XVIIIa (gene Mhcl). The transcript is spliced from 19 exons. Gene Ontology annotation, cellular component: myosin complex. The record is from RefSeq and is a predicted model, not a curated record. Gene Ontology annotation, molecular function: protein binding; ATP binding; cytoskeletal motor activity. Lineage: Eukaryota; Metazoa; Arthropoda; Insecta; Diptera; Cecidomyiidae. The coding region runs from base 1379 to 7573 and encodes 2064 amino acids.
CGGACCGAGCAGUAGUUGAUAUACAGGCAACUGGAAACAAAGUUGCAUUUUGUCGGUGUGUCUACGAAUAAAUGGACAGAUUUUUUUAGUGUUUUGUUUUUCACCUUGAUUCUUAAGGAAAAAAUCAAUCGCAAGAAAUUAUUACAUGUGUUUUUUAUUGCAUCGAUUAAGAGUUUAGUGUUUAAGCAAGGUAUUUUAAAUAGUAUUUUAAAUGGUGUAAGUGAAAUUCUUUUUCAAAGUGGGUUAACUGUAUGACGUCGACUGCUACGAAAAUAUCAUUGCCCCGCAGCGAAAUUACCUUUUUCUUUUUGAUUCGAUGGUGUUUAUUCAGAAACAAAAUGUUGCCUAGUAUGGCAUUACAUGUGUUUGCUUUGAUAAGAGGCCAAUUAUCGAUACCAAAAAUCAACUUUACACAAUUGCCAUUCGUGCAAAAAAUGGAAAAAAGUGCGAUUACAGCGAAAAAUUAUGUAUACAUAAGGAGAGAGAGAGUCGAUAGAGUACAAGAAGUGAAUGAAAUCAACGCCUGUCUAUGAAGUGGAUAAGGCCGCAGUAAAAUCAAUAUUUUUCUAUUGAAUUGGCGCUGACAAUGUUGGCAUUCACACAAUUAUUGUUGUCGCAUUUUGUAAAAGGGCGUCAAACAAUUAAUUGGCCCUGUUUUAGUAGAAUAUAAAAAUGUGUUUACAAUUAAAAAAACCAAAAAGAAUCUAAAGUUUACGAAAAAAAUUUAUCUGUGUUUACUACAGCCGAAUCUUGAACAAACAAUUCACGCUUUAUUUGCGUUCGAGAAGCAAGCAAACGCGAUCUUGUUGUGGAAUGAUUAAUGAAACGGAGAAGAAAAAAACGAUUUCUUUCGGUUGCUAUUGUCUUUUUUAUUUAAAAAAAAAAAACAAGGAAAUAGUAAAUACGUGUGUAUGUGUGUAAUUUUGAGUUGAAUUAGUAAAUGAGAGCUUUAUAACAUCAGAUAAUAAAAGAAAGAGAGAAGAAGAAGAGAAAAAAAAAAGUAAAAUUAUGUUAGUGCAUUAAGUGAAAAUGUGUAAACAGCAAUACAAAAAUUAAUAAGCCAUACGAACACGGGAAGUGGAAAUGAAAUUGAGUGAAAGAUGCUCAAGUGAAUGCAGAGGCUAAUACACAGUAUACAAGUCAGUGAUCACAGUAUAAAUAUCCAAAACAACGACUAAAACAUACGAACAAUUGCAUGAAAUCCGUCUGUUUCUAUAUUGAAUUUUUCUUUGUCCAUGGUCCGAGAGAACCCUCGCCUGUUGCAAUUUCAUGUUGAACAAGGCAUUUUAAUUUCGCAUAUUGUGCUAACGAAGUGACAGCGACAACGACUUCGGCAAUAGCAGCAGCAGCUGCAGCAAUACAACAAAACCGGGCCAAAAUGUUUAAUUUCAUGAAAAAGGGUGUGGGCGUUGGCGAACGCGACCGAGAGAAAACUGACCGCGACAAGGAUCGACGGAAAAAGGAGAAAAAACAACGCAAAGAUCUAACCAAACAAAAUAUAUUGGGCACCAUGAGCUCCGAAGAAUUGCUGCGACUUGAUGAGGUGCGACGAUCGUUGAAAAUUCGUGGCCGGCGUAAAGAAAAGGAGAAACUGCCGAGCGGCAUAACAGCUGAUUACAGUGCCAAUUUUUUCGCUCAUUUAGAUUUGGAUCGAGAUGUGGAACGCGAUCGAGGCAUCGAAGAAGUUGUAGCUGAUGCAAAUGCUACAAUCGAUAACAAUGGUGAUGCUAGCGAUCAUGUUGUCUCGAUCAAUGUGUCCCAUUCAGACAGCUCGGAAACGUCUCUACAAUCCAUCGGUGUGAAUAAGGUUCGAAUUUUGCCACCGGUACCGCCAAAGCCACCAAAACGUGGGAUAUUGAAAGGGCCACGCACCAGCACCGGAUCGAGAGAUUCCCAAAAUCGAGCGGCCAACAGUCACAACACAUCCAUUGAUACAACAACUGAGACUCUCAUCAAAAACACUCUACAGAAUGAACUAAUCACUUACGAGAACCUAGCACCAAUUGAUAGUCAUCAUACGGACGAGAACGUAACAACGAAUCUAGUGAUAAUGACAUCGGCAUCGCCAAGCGCAGAAAGUUUGACCGAUACGACGAACUCAUCAUUUGUUACGCCUCCAUUUUCAAUGAGCCCAGUCGGUGAAUCGCAGAGUUUUCAUCACUGGUCGCGUGUACAAACUUUUGAUGGUGUCGAUUUGCCACUGCCACCCAUUAAAUUACUUCGAUUACCUCCGCCUCGCUCUCUGGUCAUUAAGCGUCAAAAGCCGAGAAACGAUUUUGGAUUCAGUUUACGCAAAGCUAUAUGCUUAGAUCGUAAUGAGUCAUUGAUGGCACCCACCUUUAAACCGGUAAUAUUCGCUGAACCCGGCACGAAUAACAACAAUACUACCGGUCUUUUGCCUGGUGACCGAUUGAUCAAAGUAAAUGGCGUUUCGGUGGAGAAUUUGCCACGCGAAACAAUCAUUGAAAUGAUAAAGAACAGCGAAGAGCAGAUAACAGUGGAGGUACAACCCGUGUCCGAAUUGGUUGAACUGUCAAGACGUUGUAUGCAUUUCAAUGGCACUGGUUCAGAUGUCACGGAUAAAGCAACCAAUUGCAAUACGCUGAAACGAAGUGCUAGCAAACGCUUCAAAAAUCAUAACAAUGACAACGGUGAUGAUGUCAGUGGCCAGGAUAAAUAUUGGUUGAUUCAUCGAGGUGGAUUCGCUGCUGCAGUGAAAUGUGCAAAGAAAAUCAGUGACUUGCAUAAAAUCUGUGUGCAAUUGUUGCACAAUGGCGAGCAGAUGAUUGUCGAAGAAGAUGAUUUGGAGCAGGCUAACCCAUCCAGUUUGGAUCUAGUCGAAGACAUUUGCCAACUGAAGCAUUUGAACGAGGCGUCAGUGCUGCAUUGCUUGCGUCAACGAUAUGCAAACAAUUUAAUUCAUACCCGAGCCGGACCAUCUUUGAUUGUAGUCAAUCCAAUGGCUCCACUGUCUCUUUAUUCCGAAAAAGUUGUGUCGAUGUUCCGUGGAUGCAAGAACGAGGAUAUGCCGCCACACAUUUAUUCCACUUCACAAAUAGCGUAUCGUUCAAUGCUGGAAACGCGUCGCGAUCAAAGUCUUAUCUUUUUGGGCCGAUCUGGUUCGGGUAAAACGACCAGUUUCAAGCAUGCUCUCUACUACCUGGUGCUGGCCGCUGGUUCAACGAAUAAAAUCCUAACAGUCGAAAAAUUGAAUGCCAUUAAUACGAUUAUGGAAGCCUUUGGCAAUACGAAAACCUGCAUGAAUAACAAUUCCACCAGAUUCACGCAACUUUUCAGUUUAGAUUUUGAUCACACCGGAAUGAUUGCAUCUGCUUCGAUUCAGAUGUUGCUCAUGGAAAAAGCCCGAGCUGGUCGACAUUCGGGCAGUGAUCAGUCGUUCCAUGUUCUAUCACGUUUGGUCAUUGGUACAGAGGGUUCACUACAAAAAGAUCUCGGAUUGGAUCGACUUGUUUUUGACAAUAGCAAUCCAUUUGUAUCUGUGUCACAAAAGUUAGAUGAAAAGCAAAAAGCAACCGCCGAAUUUAUUCGCUUGGUUCAAGCAUUCGAAGCAUUGAAUACUGAUGCAACAGCUGUGAAGGCGAUUUGGAUGGUAUUGGCUUCGAUUGUGCAUUUGGGAGUGGCUGGCGUUGCGAAAGUUGGAAGUGGUACCAAUAUGCGCAUCCAAUUUGCCAAUCCUUUGGCUGCUCAGAAGGCGGCUGAUAUUCUGGGCAUCUCAAUGGAAAAUCUAACAAAUGCUGCAUUUUCAAAUGCUUCGAGUGGGAAUCAAUUGAACGCAACUGUGACAGAUGCUUAUGACUCGGCAUGGGACAGUUUGGAGGCUCUGGUCAUUGGACUUUAUUCAGAGGCGAUGGCAGCGACCGUUGCACUGAUAAACAAUUCCAUUUCUACCUCCGUGCACUCGGUGGCAUCCAUUUUACUAGUGGAUACGCCUGGUUUUCAGAACCCAGCAAGUUGUGGGUAUCAAAAUGGUGCAACUAUCGAUGAUCUACGAUUCAACUAUCUGCAGGAGCGUUUGCAGUCGCUGUUCCAUCAUACGACUUUGGUGACGCCACAGAACCGCUACUCGCAAGAGCUGGUCGAAAUCAAUACGGAAGGAAUUCAAGAGAUUGAUCCGAAUCAGCUGGUAUCGUUGAUCGACAAAGCGCCACAAAAUCAUGUGGUUCGUGGUUCGCAGCGUGAUUUACGUGAACAAGAUCGGCGUGGUUUGCUUUGGCUAUUAGAUGAAGAAUCAAUGUAUCCGGGUUCGAACGAUGAUUCAUUUUUGGAACGUCUAUUCGCACACUACGGCGACCGUGAACAUCAGUAUCUUUUACGUCGCUCGCCGGUUGGACGACAAUUCGUGCUUCAGCACUUCCAAGGCACCAAUCCGGUUCUGUAUUCGAUUGACGGGUGGUUGAAGAAGAGUCGUGAGCAUGCAGCCACAAAACUGGCUACAACAUUAUUGCAAGACAGUAGCAAAAAUGAUAUCAGCCGCUUGUUCAAUGGUGCGUUAACACGUGGAUCGGGUUUCAUUAUGUAUAGUACCGAUAGCAUUGCGGAUAACUCACAUUCGUUGCGUCGAAUUUCAAGCAUCAAACGGUCAUUCGCAACGGCCGGUGUCAAACGCAAUUCCGUGAUGCUUCAGUUAAAAUUCACCGUGGACGGUAUCAUUGACACGCUACGACGAACUGAAAAGCAUUUUGUGCACUGUCUACUACUGCAACACAACGCCGGUUCAAUGACCGUUGCAUCGCCAAAUGGAAACAUCAUCAAUCCGUAUGACGAUUUGGUGAAUGUUCCGUUGCUUCGAAGUCAAUUGCGUGGAUCACAAAUUCUUGAAGCCGCCCGGCUCCAUCGAUUGGGUUUCCCCGAAGCAGUUCCACUGAAUGAGUUCGUCAGACGUUUCGGUUUGUUGACCGAUACUUCGUCGAAAAACACAACCGUCGAAGAAAUUUUAACUUCAAACGAAAUGGAUCCGUCAACUUAUCGCAUCGGUGUCAGUUUAGUCCUGUUUCGAUGUGGUGUUUUGAAUCAAUUGGAGGCAAAACGUGACGAACUCCUUUCCGAUCGCAUAACACAAUUCCAAGCCGCGUGUCGUGGAUACUUAAUGCGUAAGAAAAUUGCACAACGUCGGGUGCAAGAAUUGGCUGUAAAGUGUAUUCAGCGAAAUGUGCGAGCAUUUAUGUCGGUACGCGAUUGGCCCUGGUGGCGUUUAUUAGUCCGUGUUACACCCUUAUUGAAUGUCCAUCGAACCGAGGAACAGUUGAAGCUGGCCAGCGAUGAAUUGCAAACGUUGCGCAGCAAACUGGAGAAAUACGAGAACGAACGAAACGCAUUGAAGACUGAAAACGGCCGCCUCGAAUCGAAGUUGUCUGAAAUGACGGCCGAUCUGACUGAAGAACGUUCCACAUCAAACAUCACCACGGAACGCCUUGAGGCCGAAACAGCGGAACGAUUGAAAUUGGAAAAAGAGCUGCAACAGCAACAGGAAAAAGUUCGUAGUUUGCAAGAUAUGUCAGAGAAGCUGGAGAUGGAACUCAUUUGCGCCAAGUCUGAUUUGAAUGGAAUAUCCGAAGACGAAGAUGCUGAGAAUGAUGAUGGGCACAACAGCAGUGUCUAUAAGAUGAAGUACGAGCGAGCGGCCAAAGAGUUGGAAUUCACAAAACGACGCUUACAGACGCAACAUGAACACGAUCUCGAUCAAUUGGUCGGUUUGAAAAAACAACUUGAGAAGAAAUUGGCUGACGCAUACGAAGAGGUCGAAGAGCAACGACAAGUUGUCGGCCAAUGGAAGCGUAAGUCACAAAAAUUGUCCGGCGAAAUGAAUGACCUGCGAAUGCUGCUAGAUGAGCAAAACGGCCGAAACAACGUACUGGAGAAGAAACAACGAAAAUUCGAUGCAGAAAGCCAGUCAUUGCAGGAUGCCGUUCGACAAGAAAAACAGACGAAGGAGCGUUUGAGUCGCGAGAAAGAUGUUUUGAUUGCUGAAAAGUUCAAUUUGGAACAGCAAUUGGCCGACACACGACUUGAGCUGGACAUGAAAGACGAGACUUUGACAUCUUUGCGCCGCGAAAUGGAAGAGAUGACUCAUGGCGGUGGCAGCGAAGAAGAAUUCGCUCAAUUGAAAAAGGCCAAAAUUGAAGCAGAGAAAUUGUGCAAAGAACAAGAAGAAGAGCUCGAUGAAAUGGCUGGACAAAUCAGUUUGCUGGAACAGGCUAAGCUACGUCUUGAAAUGUCACUGGAAACGAUGCGAAAGGAAGCGCGUCGUGAGAGUCAACAGCGUGACGAUGAGUUGGAGGAAGUCAGAGGUUCUUCGUACAAGAAAAUCAAGGCGCUCGAAUGCCAAUUGGAAACCGAGCACGAGGAAAGGACUCUCUUGUUGCGUGAAAAACACGAGCUAGAGCGUCGUCUGAAAGCAGUCGAAGAGCAAGAUCGAGUUGAUCGAGCUGCAGAAGAUGCGGCCAAUCAAAAGUUAAAACGUGAUCUAAGAAAGUAUAAGGCUUUGUUGAAGGAUGCUCAAGCUCAAAUUGAGCGAAUGAAGGCCGAUUCACCGGGAAAGGUGUUGGUUCGUCAACUCCGUAAUCAAAUCGAAGAUGCCGAAACGGCUCGCGCCAUUGCUGUGAAAAUGAAGAAUGCCGCCGAAACUGAAUUGGCCGAUCUUCAACUUCUUUUCGAUGAGGCGAACCGUGGUAGAAACGAGGCCGAUUCCAAAGCGUCCCAGGCACAACGGGAAAAAGGAGAACUACAAAUCCAAUUCGAGGAGAAUGAAGAAGAGAUGGCCGAAUUGAUGAAGAAAUAUUCAAGUGUCGUGAAUCAAUUGAAUGUAGAACAAUCAACAAUAGCACAAAAUGAAAUCCGCAUCGUGGAACUCGAAUCGGAACGAAAUUCACUAAAGGAACAAGUCGAAGAAUUACACAUUCGCUUGGAGAACGUAGAGAGUAUCACCGAUACAUCGACGAACAUUCAAACCAAACGGUUGGAAAUGAAAGUGAAAGAGCUCGAAUCACGUUUGGAAUUGGAGCAAGCAACACGUGGCCGGCUCGAGGUUCAAUUCAACCGAUACAAAGAUGCUCUGGAGAAGGCGCAACAGGAAGCGUCUCAAACAAAAGCCAAAGAACAAAUUGCACAAGAUUCACUGAAGAAAGUCCAAAAGUCGCUUAGAGAGCUGCGAGAAGAGUCGCAUCAGCUUACAAAUCGCGAAAAUGAUCAUAUGGCCAAACGUAAAGAUUUGGAAGUGCGAUAUGAGAAUUCUCAAACAGAGGUAACAUCUCUCAAAAAUGAUUUACGUUUGGCAUUGCAACGCAUCGCCGAUCUGCAACAAGCAAUGGAAGAUGUCGACGAUGAUGACGAUGGUUCUACAGAGAGUGACUCAAGUGAUACGUCCGAAGAUUCGCAGUAUGAAACAUCUGCAAUAAUGGCGCGCCGCAGUAUACAACUGAAGAGUAAUACAAAUGGUAUUUUAGAUAGAUUUGACGAUGAUGGAUUUAACUCAAGAAUGAAAAAUUCAUCGGCAUCAAGUACUUCCAUAGCUUCAAGCGAGAAUAGUUUAAGGAAUGGCGAAACUACACACUAACCCACUAAACUCUUUUAGGCUUACGCCACGCAAUACUGUCUUUAUCGCAUAUAUAGUUCCAUUAGCCAUGCAUUCAUUAAAAGGCUGGCUUUUUUCUCUCACCUAAAUAUAUAUCAUCUUGUUCAGUUGGAAUAUGAUGAUUAAAACUUUUCUAGCGACAAAAAACGAUUUCCUUUCGAUAAAAAUACUAGUGCAGUUACAUUUCAAAGGAACAUCAAUCAAAUAUUCUAUGAAUAGACUAUUUAAUUAUAUGAAAAAAAGAUUUUUUUUUAAACAAUUGUAACAAAUUAUAAGCAACACACUUAAAUUAUUAUUCAAUCGCAUCAAUCAGCCUAAAUAGUUUUUGAUAAGCUGUUGUCUAACUCUAUUUUUUAGCUUAUAAUAGCCCAAAGAGAAAACAAAAUACACGGCAUGAAUCAAAUUUGUAUUUUCCAUUGAUGAUUUUGCUGCAAAACCAAUUGCAUCACUGUAAUUUCUCUGUUUUUUUUUUUUCUUUUAAAAAAUGCAUAUCGUUAUUUGCUCAAUUUUGAUUUGAAUUGUUUUUGCUUAAAAAGAUUUCGCCUGACGAAAUCAACUGCCAGAAAUUAUUUUUAAAAUCCAUUUUCGAUGGACAGUGCAGAAAAUUUACACUGAAAUUCAAUUUAUCACCACUUUAUAUUACUGUAUAUAAAAUCGCAUUUUUCUUUCAACGUGCUGAAUAGGUUGAGGAAGAAAUUGUCGACAAUCCCUGAAUCAGAGUAAAUAUGAUUAAUUUUAAAUCAAUGAUUGGGUUCACAUCCUGUGCAUUGAAAUUGAAUUGCAAACAAAAUACGAACUACGUGUCUAUUUGUGUCAAGCUUUUGCGUUCAUUUCAAUCGAAAAAUUUCUUCAGAUAAAUUUUAGUCCAUGUAAAAAACAAACAAAUACAACUCAUAUAAAUAUUAAAUCAUUUCCCAUUUUUGUGUAGAACUUUUUUUUUGUUUUUGUCUUGUUUUUUUUUUUGUUUCGUUAUAAAUGUUUAUUUUUUCUGUUAAUUCUUAAUCAAAUCAAUAAAUUCGUAUUUGAAAGAACAUCAAAA